CCGACAACUUCGACGUGGUGCUGUUCCACUACGACGGCCACACGACGGAGUGGGACGACGAGUUCCAGUGGUCCAAGGAGGCCGUCCACGUCAGCGCCAGGAAGCAGACCAAAUGGUGGUUCGCCAAGAGGUUCCUUCACCCGAGCAUCGUGGCGCCGUACGACUACGUGUUCCUGUGGGACGAGGACCUCGGCGUCGACAACUUCACCGCCGAAGCGUACAUUGAGAUCGUGAAGAAGCACGGGCUGGAGAUCUCGCAACCGGGGCUGGACGCCACCAAGGGGCACAAGGCCUACGACGUCUCCGUCAAGAGAAACUCCGGCGACAUGCACAAGACGGAUGCAGGGGGGAAGAAGUGCCCCGACGUGCACCAGCGGCCGUGCAGCGGGUUCGUGGAGGUGAUGGCGCCAGUCUUCUCCAGGGAUGCUUGGAGAUGCGUGUGGCAUAUGAUCCAGAAUGAUCUGGUUCAUGGAUGGGGUCUCGACUUCAACUUCUGGAGAUGCGUCGAUGACCCUGAAGAGCAAUUUGGCAUCGUGGACGCGCAGUAUGUUGUCCAUCAUGCAGUCCCCACACUCAGAGAUCAGGGUAAAGGGUAACGGAGAAAAGCAAGGAAGCAGAGCCAAGGUGAAAGACCGGCAAUACGAGGAGAUGCAUGCCUUCGACUCAAGAAUGGACAAUGCCGACAAGGAGCUGGCCAACUCUACCGCUAGAUCAUCCCAACCCUAAAUUAGUUUCUGUAUUUUUUCCGCAAAAAAAAAUUAGUUUCUGUAUUUAGUUAGUUACACAAGGAGUACUGCACAAUCAGAUAAUAUAGUUGAUAAACACUAAGAAAAAACCACUGGUUUUGUUAAUGAUCUACAACAGACCGAGAGGGGAUUGAGAUGAGACCAUUUUAUCGAAAGUA
Triticum aestivum (bread wheat) is the source of this 904-nucleotide messenger RNA. RefSeq lists its product as uncharacterized. Lineage: Eukaryota; Viridiplantae; Streptophyta; Magnoliopsida; Poales; Poaceae. The transcript has 9 exons. The record is from RefSeq and is a predicted model, not a curated record. Bases 327 to 596 code for a protein of 89 amino acids.